AUGGAAGAGCCUCUCGAAAUUCAUGACGAGUUUGAAGCAGCUCCUGAAUCAGCAAUUGAUCCGGCAGAAGAUCUUCGAGAUCUCUCAUCAUUUGAUAAUGUUGUCGACAAACAAUAUCUCAAUAUCAUAGAUGCCGCAAGAAAUUAUUUGAAGAAGUUGUUGAAAUUAUCAGGUGUCUCUUCCAAUGAAAUUACAGAUAUUGUAAAAUCUUUUAAUACCUAUUUGAAUAGUCCAAACAUUUUCGCAGAUCAAAUGCUCUCUGAUGGAAAUUAA
Messenger RNA from Trichomonas vaginalis G3, 273 nucleotides. RefSeq lists its product as uncharacterized. The record is from RefSeq and is a predicted model, not a curated record. NCBI's taxonomy places the organism in Eukaryota, Parabasalia, Trichomonadida, Trichomonadidae. The transcript has a single exon. The coding region runs from base 1 to 273 and encodes 90 amino acids.